Molecule: messenger RNA, 1011 nt
Organism: Symbiodinium necroappetens
Lineage: Eukaryota; Dinophyceae; Suessiales; Symbiodiniaceae
Source: the annotation of a GenBank genome assembly
AUGACUACCUGGGUCCGGAAAAGGCUCCACUUUGCCCAAACCAUGGAGGACUUCCGUGUUGCCCUGCAGCGUUUCCUUGAUACGGGAACUCGCACGCAUGAGAAAAUGCGGAAAGCCAUCAUCCUGGAUCAGCAAAGGGAUUGGAAAACCCACCUGGAAUUUCUUGGUGUGCACAUGAAGGGCCACACGGGUCGUGCAGCUCCCCGAGUUUUCGAAUUCCGUCAGCGCCGAGGCCUUCCAGACUCGCAUCCGAUGCGGCAGCAAGGCUCUGCCACAGAUGUCAUCCUUAGGUGCAAGCAGUACAUGUCGGACGCUGCGUUUCAGCAAAGUCUGGUACUUUUGACAAGUCAGCAGCUAGAUUCUCUGCCGGCAGCCCUGCCCACUGGCAUGCUUCCACGGCUGGUCAAGACCAAAAAAUACCGCAACAUGAUUGAGAGGCACGCCGAAAUGAUUGAGCAGUCGCCCUUCAACAUGAGAGAUGCAGCACGCGAGCUUCGCUCGUGGGUGAAUGAGACCCGCCCAGAACUGCCGCCUCUGGAUGUGCGUCAUGUGGCUAUGUUCCCUCACCUUCGUCGUUUACAUGAUCCACCGCGCCCGCUCCAAGUUGUAGCACUUGAUGACAAUGAUGCCGCGGCACCCGAAGCCUUACCUCUCGAAAUCUCAAUGACACCGGUGACGUUGGGCAAGAAGCGUGUCCGAGCUUCAACACCGAAAGCUAGCGCGAAAGCCGCAAGGUCGCAGGCUAGCGCACUGCGAAAGGCACGAGAUGAUGAGAAAGCUGCAAAAGCUGUCGAAGAAGCAGAAUUCAAGACCAACCUCAUUUCAUUCUUAACGAAACACCAGAACCUGAGUGCGUCUGAUGCAAGCACAGUGGCAGCGGAAGCAUUCAAGAGACGGCAGAACAAAAGUCUCAAGACUAGACGUGCAGCGCCGCAUUCCCUCGACGACAACGACGACGGCAAUGACAACAGUGAUGGCGAACCCGGCGUCCUCGAUUUGGAGGCCUUUUAA